GCCACACUUGGGUUCUUUUGAGAAGCCCCGGUAAUUCACAUCCUCACCACUAACGCUUUCUCUCUUUCGAACAGUGCCACCAACAUUGGGCCUAGCGAGAAAGCCUUGUACAUUAGGUUUUCCCCCCAUUUAAACACAAGCUUUACAUUUCAAAUUGCGCCUCUUUUUAUUUUUAUUUUAUUAUUGCAGGAUUUAGAAGACGUUGGCGCGUUUUACAAUGUUGAAAUUGUUUUUCUUUGUUGUUCUCGCCCGGGUUGCUCUGGCGAGUGAUGUGAUUGAAUUCACGGAUGACGAUUUUGACAGUAAAAUUGGAGACCACGGGAUGAUUCUCGUGGAAUUCUUUGCGCCAUGGUGUGGCCAUUGUAAAAAACUAGCUCCGGAGUAUGAGGUGGCAGCCACACGGCUGAAAGGCAUCGUCGGAUUGGCCAAGGUCGACUGCACGGUCCACAACAACGUGUGCCAGAAAUACGGAGUCAGCGGUUACCCAACACUGAAGAUCUUCAGAGAUGGAGAGGACGCUGGUGCCUACGAUGGACCCAGAAAUGCAGAUGGAAUUGUCAGCCAUCUUAAAAAGCAGGCCGGCCCAGCUUCUGUGGAGCUCAAGACCGAGGCAGAUUUCACGAAGUAUGUCGGAGACCGUGACGCAAGUGUUGUGGGUUUCUUUGCCGACGGUGGAAGCCCAGCCAAAGCAGAGUUCCUGAAGUCGGCCAGUGCCCUCCGAGAGUCCUUCCGCUUUGCACACACCAACUCAGAGGAUCUUCUCCAGAAACAUGGCGUAGAGGGAGAGGGAAUCAUUCUGUUCCGUCCAUCACGCCUCAACAACAAAUUUGAAGAGAGCAGUGUGAAGUUCAGCGAGGACAAGUUUACCAACGCCAAGAUCAAGCAGUUCAUCCAGGACAACAUCUUCGGAAUGUGCCCCCACAUGACUGACGACAACAAGGACCAAAUGAAGGGCAAGGACCUGCUGGUGGCCUACUACGAUGUGGACUACGAGAAGAACCCCAAAGGCUCCAACUACUGGAGGAACCGGGUAAUGAAGGUGGCUAAGGGUUUCCUGGACCAGGGGAACAAGCUGAACUUUGCCGUGGCCAGCAAGAACGGCUUUAGCCAAGACAUCGCUGAGAUGGGCCUGGACGCCAGCUCCGGGGAGCUUCCCGUGGUCGGUAUCCGCACCGCCAAGGGAGACAAAUACGUCAUGACCGAGGAGUUCUCACGUGACGGCAAGGCCCUGGAGCGUUUUCUGCAGGACUACUUUGACGGCAAGCUGAAGCGUUACCUCAAGUCUGAGCCAAUCCCUGAGAACAACGACGGCCCCGUCAAGACUGUGGUAGCUGAGAACUUUGACGCCAUUGUGAACGAGGAGGACAAGGACGUGCUGAUUGAGUUCUACGCCCCCUGGUGUGGUCACUGCAAGAGCCUGGAGCCCAAGUGGAAAGAGCUGGGAGAGAAGCUGUCCAGUGAUCCCAACAUUGUCAUCGCAAAGAUGGAUGCCACAGCCAAUGAUGUGCCAUCUCAAUACGAAGUCAGAGGAUUCCCCACCAUCUUCUUCUCUCCAGCUGGACAGAAAAUGAGCCCGAAGAAAUACGAGGGAGGUCGUGAGGUCAGUGACUUCAUCUCCUACCUGAAGGAGGAGGCCACCAACCCCCUGGUGGCUCAGGAAGAGGAGACGUCCAAGAAGAACAAGAUCGAACUCUAGAAGCUCAACUGGAGCCAACAUUCCAAGGAGGGGAAAACACUGACAACUAAAUUAUAUUCCAAUCUUUAGUGAACUACCAGAAUGCUCUGAGCCCAGUUGAGAUGAGGGUCUUGCCGCUCUGCGAACACUGUGGAAAGUGGCGGUGGUGUCCAGGGCCUGCCUGAAUAUUUUUUUAUUUUUUUUUGCCUCAAUGAAAUUGAGUUUAUUUCCCCUGGUCUGUCUGUACCUCUGAUGUACUUUGGUACAAUAACAAUUUCCAGUCAUCUAUUAGCUUAUUAUUUCUGGAAGAGGGGAGUUAUGGUGAAUUCCUUUUAUUUUGUACCACGUCUUUGUUUUUGUACAUUUGAAAGGAUUGUGAAAUAAAAAGGCCCACAAAACCAA
Messenger RNA from Oncorhynchus kisutch (coho salmon), 2077 nucleotides. RefSeq names its product protein disulfide-isomerase A3. Gene Ontology annotation, cellular component: endoplasmic reticulum; cell surface. The transcript is spliced from 13 exons. NCBI's taxonomy places the organism in Eukaryota, Metazoa, Chordata, Actinopteri, Salmoniformes, Salmonidae. Gene Ontology annotation, biological process: protein folding; response to endoplasmic reticulum stress. The record is from RefSeq and is a predicted model, not a curated record. Bases 218 to 1696 code for a protein of 492 amino acids. Gene Ontology annotation, molecular function: protein disulfide isomerase activity.